CUGCUCCUGGUUGCCCUGCUGGCCCGGGUCCUGGUGAAGAGAAAGCCGCCGCGGGAUCCUCUCUUCUACGUCGAGGCUUAGCUGACCACGUCCCCAUCCGCUGAGCUGCACUCUCUGCUCCAGUGUAUGCUGUGUUCGGCUUCGUCAGCGUGGGGAACCUCAUCGUGGGACUGGAGCAGGACGGGGUGGUGGACGGCUUCAUGACCCACUUCCUAAGAGAGGUACGGGCUGGCCAUAGCCUCGGCCCAACAGGAGGGCCCUGACGUGGCCUGGCCUGUGGGACACUGGAACAGGCAGGGGUCAGGGUGGGAGAGAGCACAGAACCAUCUCUGGCCUCUCCCUCACAGCUGGCCCCCCACUGCCCCGUGGUGUGAGUCACUGAGAACAGCACCUCUGUGCACCUGUGAGUCUAGCUGACAUAUCAGUGUCACUUAGUGUUGGUGAGGCCACUUGCCCAGGGCACCUGGGGCAAUGCAGCUUCUCUGCCCACCCUGUCCUGUAUGGGCAUCGGGGCAUGUGGGCACCGAGAGCCUGCUCCUGCCCGUCCCUGGACUGUCCUGGCUGUGCUUCCUGCUUCCGCAGGGGGAACCACACCUGAAUACCGCGCAUGGGCACAUGCUGUGCUACUGGGACGGCUCGGCACACUACCUCAUGUACCUGGUCAUGGUGGCUGCCAUCGCCUGGGAGGAGAGUUACAGAACCAUCGGCCUCUACUGGGUCGGGUCUGUUUUAAUGAGCAUUAUUGUGUUCGUGCCAGGAAACAUUGUAGGGAAGUAUGGGGCUCGCUUCUGCCCAGCGGUUUUCUUGAGCGUGCCGUAUGCCUGCCUUUCUGUCUGGGCCGCUUUCAGAAUCUAUCAGCAGCCCCCCGAAAACUGCAAUUACUCCUCCAAGGUGAUUCUGCUCUGUUCUACAGAACCUGUCCUCACACUCACAGGUCCAGUGCUCAGCAUAGCUGGACUGACCCGAAGUGCUGGCCAUGCCCUGGUGGUCCAGGAGGUGCAAGCCCAGGCAUUGCUGCGCAGACCUCCGGACCUCCUGCUGGUGAUGGGUCUCCUGCUGGCGGCCGCCUUUUGCCUGUUCCGAGGCCUGAUUGCUCUGGACUGCCCAGCUGAGCUCUGCCGGCUCUACACGCAGUUUCAAGAGCCUUACCUGAAGGACCCCGCAGCGUAUCCUAAGAUCCAGAUGCUGGUGUAUCUGUUCUACUCUGUCCCUUACUAUGUGCUCGCACUUUAUGGCUUGGUGGUCCCUGGGUGCUCCUGGAUGCCUGACAUGACGCUGGUCCACGCAGGAGGGCUAGCUCAGGCUCAGUUCUCUCACAUCGGUGCUUCUCUACACGCUAGAACUGCUUAUGUCUACAGAGUCCCGGAAGACUCGAAAAUUCUUUUCCUAGCAUUAAACGUAGCCUAUGGAGUUCUUCCGCAGCUCCUGGCCUACCGCUGUAUCCACAAGCCAGAGUUCUUUGUAACAACAAAGGUGGAUGAAAAAGUCGAAUGAAAACAUGUCUUCCUGUUCUCCCACCGACCUUGGUGAUGCUGAGCCCUCCCUCCUCAGGUCCAGGGGCUUGGGAAUGGCAAUUCCUGCUCUGCACUACCCGUGUGGACCCGCAGGUGGGACUGGGAGGGCAAAGCCUCUUUUUCUGAAGGAAAACUGCUGACUGUUUCAAGAAACGCAUUCAAAAUUACUUGUGAACGAACCUGAUGAUCAUAUCAAUAUUCUAUUUGCACACAGUAUAAUACACGCUAAAAGUUACAAUUUAGUUCCUACAACCCCAAACCAAAACUGUCCAAAGUAAACAUGUUGUGUACCUAUGAACAAAUUCAAAAUUGCAAAUACAGAUUGGAGCAAUAUUGUUUGCAAAGAUAGAUGUAUGCUUCAUUAUCAACCUCAACUUACAAGGCAAAUCACCAGAAUUAUUUAAAACUCUUGUUUCAAAAUGUUGUUCUGAGGAAAGCAUAUUAUUUACUGUUGUUUUAAAAACUGCUUUUACUACAAAAUAUUUUUGUGGCUGAUACAAAUUCUUGUUUUAUUGAUAACUGAAAAUAUUUCUGUAUACAUUUUUAAUAAAAUUCUUUUUUGCUUUUGA
This is a messenger RNA of Sorex fumeus (smoky shrew), 2083 nucleotides long. RefSeq names its product transmembrane 6 superfamily member 1 (gene TM6SF1). Gene Ontology annotation, cellular component: lysosomal membrane. The transcript has 8 exons. Bases 472 to 1494 code for a protein of 340 amino acids. The record is from RefSeq and is a predicted model, not a curated record. Lineage: Eukaryota; Metazoa; Chordata; Mammalia; Eulipotyphla; Soricidae.